Messenger RNA from Fonsecaea erecta, 1635 nucleotides. RefSeq lists its product as hypothetical. The transcript has a single exon. The coding region runs from base 1 to 1635 and encodes 544 amino acids. Lineage: Eukaryota; Fungi; Ascomycota; Eurotiomycetes; Chaetothyriales; Herpotrichiellaceae. The record is from RefSeq and is a predicted model, not a curated record.
AUGGCCUCUCGCCGAAAGCCUGGUCAGCACGAUCCAACCACUUGCCCGGAUGUCCAGGAGAGAUGCAGCACCGAAGCUGCGGUCCGCUCCGUUCUCGAAGUCCUCCAACAGAUCCCGCUAUCACAGCGAGGAGCCUCCGAGUACGUCAACAGCACCCUCGACGAUCUUGCCAAGUCCGCAGACCUGAUGGUCACCGACGCGGAGGAGGACCUUGACACCAUCUUCGACACAGUCCUGCAGGCACGCAUGUUCCGUCAGGCUCUACUGCCCAACAAACGAGGCACAGACACCACCAUCCCGACAACUCAAGACCAGCAGCGAGCCCAUGUCAAAGUCCUCUUCAAGGCUUUCAAAUGCGUUCCCGACGAGUGUUACUGCCAAGACGCAAUCAAGCGCCCCUUCAAAAACCAGGUCCAUGACAACUAUCUUGUCGAAUGUCUCUGCUGGGAGAUGUUGGAGGCGUGCAUCGAGCGUUCGAAGAAAGAUGCCAACCUAGUGGACGCAUGGGAACCGGGAAAGUUCAAGUACAAGAGAACGAGUGACUGGACCUUCGAAGAGCGCUUUGACAGCCUUGUGGAGACCAUAGCGACCUCGAAGACCAUCUGCAAGCACCUCUUCGACGUCAAGUACCUGUUGAAAGUUGUGGACGACCCCAAGACCAACGCCGAGCGUGUCGAGGCAAAUCGCAAACUCAAUGGCCUCAAGGCCCGAGUCAUGAAGCGAGGCAAGGAGGCUGAGGCCGAGGACAAGAGACAAGCCAAACGUGUCAAGGUUAAAGAGCCCAUGGACAGCGAUGACGAUGACUUCUCUGUCAAGCCGGGUCGCCAGCGCCGUCCUCGGAUGCCCACAACGGCGCCUGGUACAGCUGGACACCCUGUGGCCACUCCCACACGACCCUCGCCUCCCUAUCUGCAUCCACCAUCAGCUCCUACAAACAUGUCCAUGGCACCACCAACGCUGUAUCGGCCCCACCAUGCACAGGGUCUUCCAGCAACCCCUCUGCCGCAUCCCAACGACGUGUACAACAUCAGCCCAUCUCGUCGUGGCACUCCAUUAGGAAUGUUUGGUAAUCCGCGCCGUCCACCAUACUCGCCGAACAAUGGACAUGCGAGGAUGCAGACACCAUCGUCCAUGCAGCGAAAUGGCACGCAACAGCAUUCACCAUUGUACACACCACCAAGCUAUGCCACGACCUCUGAUACCCGCUUCUAUGCAACGCCGUCCACCCCCAGCCCCCGAUCCGUGUCCCGAGCAUCCUCCCGUCCCGCUGGCUCCGUGGCUUCCAGUGACCAUGGCUCAUCACAUAGCUGGCUAAGCCAGCCGGUGCAGGAGAACUACAGCAUCCACAAUGGCUAUCACACCGCCGCAUCGACCGUCUCGCACGAUCCAUUCGUGUCGUACUCCGCCAACGAGGAUCCACAGUGGAACGACAGCUUCAGCUCCGGUCUGAACGCCUUGACCGAUGCCGCCACCACCUUCGCCGACAAUGACGGCUUCAACAAGACGGAGAGACCAAAUUGCCACAUGAGCAUGUCCGAUCUCCUUGCCCAUGAAGAGGCACAACACGCAAAUCGACACGGGGGAUCGACCGAGUCCGAGAGUGAAGACGGAGACUUCGAAGUCGAAGUUGACUGA